GAAGCCAGGGCUGCAGUGGUCAUAUUCCUUUUUUGUUUGUGUCUCACAGAGGAUUUAUUUGCGGGAAGAGUUCAACUGCAAAGAUUUCUCCUUUAGAGAAAAUGAAUAGCCAAUACAUACGUCAUGAAGUGAGAGGAUGUGAAACUAGUGACCUGAGGAACUUCUGGGAAAAGACUAUUGAACAACAAACUCGGUAUCUGCAGAUUGAAAAAGAACGUCAGCAAAGAAGUGCUCUAACAAAGCUCAGAAAUGAAUGGAUGGAGAGGAUGGAAAAGAGAAUAAAGAUGUUGAGGACCCAACCUGAAGACACAUCUAAUUGAAGACCCCACAUUCAUUACAUGUUUGAGGAAAAAAGGGAAUUUUUCAUAGGAAAGCAUGAUGGUGUGAUGCAAAAGCUAAAGUCAGUUUUACUCUGUGGCUUACAUGAGCUAUAAUUAAUUAGCUGUCAUUGUUAGAAGUUUCAUUUGUAACAUGUCUGAUGUUGCUUUUAAGAUUAUGCAUCCAUCCCUUCAUUUGACAGAGACUGAAGUACUCUGAAAUCCUCUGUAUUAGUACUCCGAAGACUAAUAAAUCAUGGUUCGCUGAGCAGUAGAUGCUUGGAAAAAGAAUUUAGUUACACAGUUAGGGCUCAGCAGAGGCAUUUCCUCAACAUUUUAUGUUUCUGCAUAGACUCGUCAUAACCUUAUGAAGUUAUUUUCUUUUAAAAUUGUUUAAUGAAUAGUUCCGGGCUUUGUUUUGGUGUGGUUCAUUUUUAACACUGCAGAGCCCAGUUCAGACUAAGAAAGAGGGGACAUGCGCAAAGGAUGGCACCAUAUCCCACAUCACUAAUGGAGACAAGCCUGGUGGGAGUUACAGAUCCUAGCUGCCAUAUAAAGUCUGUAAAGAUAUUAAUAUGUACCCUGACAAAUAGGCUCUGUGAGACACCAAAAAGAAUUGUUCAAUCAGUUAACCACAUUAGCUAACUUAAGACACUUUCUCAGUAAAGACAAAACAACUUGGCAUUUUAAGGCUGCUUCUUGUACCUGACCUGGCUUGUCUAGAGCUGUACUGACAAUCUGUUUCACAGAGCAGCCUGAUGUAUUUUCACAGGUGUCUGUCAUAAGUGACAAGCACACUUUUUCCUCUAACACUUUUUUUCCCCUCUAAGAGCCAGUAGAUAUUCCUUGACAACCAGUACCUUCAGAAACAUGGCAGGCUUCCUCUCCCACAUUUGCCAUUAGUCAAAAAUGUCUGUAGUUCCUUUCUUUCCUAACACCUCCUUAGGAAAUGUGGCAUUUCCUCCAACAGUAUCAAAGCAUUUCAAUAGGCAGGUGAAAUAAAAUUGCUUCAUUUGUAGGGUGACUGCUUUGUUGCCACCAGAAUGCUUGGGGUAAUGUACUGCAAAAUGAGAGGUUUAGAACAUGCUAAAAAUCUCUUCACUCAAUUGCGUAAACUUUUAGUCCCUUUCUAUAAGACCGUUUCACUAAUUCUCUGAUAAUUCGUACUGUUUCAGAGUAAAGAAUUUGUUAUUUGCCAGUGGACCCAGAAGACAACAGCAGAAGGGCUUGGCGUUGUAAAAUAUUUCAAAAAUCUGUUCUUUUUAAAGCAAAACAAAACUUUGAAAUGCUAUUUUUUCUUUCUUUACCAAUCACCUUUUAAAUCAACUUUUGUAUCCCCCAAGGUCAAACCAAAACUGUUAUGAGAAUUUAAACAUGUAAAUAAUGUUUGAGAAACCUGAGAAAUCCAUUACAGUCUGAAAAAAAGAGAUGACCUUGGAACAUGUACUUAAAAAUCAAGACACCAAGCAGGAAUGUUACCAAAUUUGAGAGCAGAGUUUGCCUGGCAGCUGAAAAAAGCUGCAAAAUUCAUAUUCUUCAGUUGAGUUUUUUUCUUAAGCAAUUUAUAAAGUAUCAUCAAUGGGGAAUAUGCAGCGUAAUUAUAUCAUUACAAUAUAGCUAUGUUUUAAUAAACUGUCACCAAGUAUCUAUACAAUAUUAGGGUUUAGUAAAAGUUAGAUUUCUUUGAAAAUGACAGUUCACAGACUUCAAUUCUCCCAUCACCUUCUGUGCCUUGUUUUACUGUAACCCUACCCAAACUCCAUUGUGAUUGAUUUUUAUACCAUUUUUAGCUGAAAUUAGAAUUUGAAGUAAGCCAAAGGAACAAAUUUACAUCCCCUCAUUCAUGUGUGACCGCAUAAGGUGCAGAACAGAGGGAAUCAGAGUUGGUAUAUUUAAAAAAUUAAAAAGGUGCCCCUCACCUUUUGCAUCUCACCCAGUUGAGAUUCUUCUUUUCUCAUAAUGUAAGUCAGACUGAGGAAAAUCCAAGAAAAGGCAGGGAAAGACAUGCCAGGAAGUGACUCCCAUUUGAGUCCCUUAUUGCACAUCUGAUAUGGUUAUGUAAUUUAAAAGCGCUUUAGAAUAGGUCCCUAUCAAGCUAGAACACCCCAAAAUAAUACCUUUAAAAUUAUAAAAAAGGAAAUUAUUUUUUACAGUCUUCAUCUAUUCCAACCCAAGGCCAAGAGAAGUACGGAAAACGUAUAUCCAGAAUUAAACCACUUCUCUUCUGAGAACUGCAAUUUCACCUUUAGUGUCUAGAUGAAUUAUUUCAGGCUCAGGUUCCACAGAAUUAAAUUCAGGACUUCGGGCCAUUUGAUCUUUAUUAUCUAAAUGCUAGCAACAUGUUUUCAU
Molecule: messenger RNA, 2666 nt
Organism: Pezoporus flaviventris
Lineage: Eukaryota; Metazoa; Chordata; Aves; Psittaciformes; Psittacidae
Product: protein FAM240B-like
Exons: 3
Coding region: 102-320 (72 amino acids)
Source: RefSeq, a predicted model, not a curated record